GCAGCAGUAAACAUUGCCUUGACUUGACAAGCAAGCAAGCACUCCAACCAAACAGAGGUAUUUAUUUUACAACGUAGAAAAAGAAAACCAAUUUCGUCUUUAAAAAGACUUUCUUUCGGGCAUCGCAUCAUCGUUAGAGUAUUUUUGGAACUCUGCACUUUGACCCAGCACUCGUCAAUUCUGAGAACAAAUACUUCACAGAAACAUAAAUCAAAGAAAAAGGCUUAAUUAUUUUAGUGAAGCUGUCGUUUUAUUUCUGUACACGUGUUUCGCAUCACCUUAUUCAUAAUUUUUUAAGUAUUUGUCGUUGGUUAUAAUUAACUUAGCAUGUGACUUAAACAUAAGAAUAGUGUACUGAAGGAGAUGUGUAAUAGUAAUAAGCAGCAGGUGUUAUUAUAAACGUCGACUGUCAAGUCAAACUUGCCUCAAUUAAAUUGAGUCAAUUUGUAAGUUAAUCAACAACAUUAAGCCGCCGUGCUGCUGUCCAGCGGUAUAAGAUUUUAAUGUGAAGCAUAUUAUCGUCAUAUCAUCCUAAGUAUAUAGCUCGAUAUAAAUGAUUUAACUGAUUGGGCGUAUCUUGUCAGAAUUUUGAAUCGAAAAAAGUUUGCAGUGAUAUUGAUAAUUUUUAUUUGGCUGACAUUUAAAAAGUUGUGGCGAUCUUUCUUGAUAUCGAUCGAAACGUUCUAUUUCUUAUACAACUAUAGACGUGGAUUAAGAAAUUUACAAGAGCUGUCGAGUAUAAUCUACUUUUAAAAUAGUAUUUAUACUUCAAAUAAAUAAAAAUCUGACGACCGAUGAAAAUGGAAGUGGGUGAAAACAAUCCGUACAGCAACGGAUUGUUAUAUGUUGGAUUUAAUCAAGAUCAAGGUUGUUUUGCUUGCGGGACUGACAGCGGAUUCCGUGUAUUCAAUUGUGACCCAUUAAAAGAAAAAGAACGACAAGAUUUUAAUGAUGGUGGGCUUGGAAGGGUUGAAAUGCUGUUCCGUUGCAAUUACGUUGCUUUGGUGGGAGGUGGGAGCCGCCCAAAGUACCCAUUAACUAAAGUAAUGAUUUGGGAUGAUCUAAAGAAGCGUGUGGUGUUGGAGAUGGAGUUCUCUGGCGCAGUGAGGGCAGUUAAAUUAAGAAGAGACCGAAUUGUUGUGGCGUUAGAGACAAUGGUAAAGGUUUAUACAUUUACCCAGACUCCUCAGCAAUUGCACGUGUUUGAGACUUGCCAUAAUCCAAGAGGUCUUUGUGUCCUAUGUCCCUCCUCAACAAAUUCAAUACUGGCUUUUCCUGGACAAAGCCCUGGACAAGUUGAACUGAUUGACCUUGGAAAUACGGAAAAGGGCUCCACCAGCGUUACCGCACAUGAAACAUCUUUAUCUUGCAUUUCAAUGAACUUGCAAGGCACAUUGCUGGCAACAACUUCGGAAAAAGGAACAUUAAUUCGUAUAUUUGAAACGUUGCAUGGUACAAUGAUUAACGAAUUACGAAGAGGAACACAACCUGCUUUGAUCUAUUGUAUAAAUUUUAAUCUCGAUUCUACGCUGCUUUGUGUAUCAUCGGAUCAUGGAACAGUACAUAUUUUUGCUGUGGAUGAUCACAAGAAGAACAAACAAUCCUCGUUGGCGUCUGCAUCAUUCCUGCCCAAGUACUUUAGCUCUAAAUGGAGUUUUUCGAAGUUUCAAGUUCCUGGAAAUUCUCCAUGCAUAUGUGCCUUUGGAAAUGUUGAUCCGAAUUCUGUCAUAGUUGUUUGUGGAGAUGGGAGUUAUCAUAAGUUUUGCUUCGACCCUCAAGGCCAAUGUACUCGUGAGAUUUAUUCUUCCUUUCUUGAAAUUUGAAGUCCGAUACGUAAAGAAAUAGAACGCAUAUAUACAACGGAAUUGUUCGCAAUUUAUAUGCAAUCAAUCUAAAAGUUAAGUUUUUACUAAAAAUGUAUAUGUUAUUGAAUAUUGUUGAUAAAUUACGAUAUGCAAAAUAUCACAAUCCAUUCUUUCACGUGCUACAAAGGUUAUCAGUUGUAAAAUUAAAACUUUUGUAAAGGAUUGUGGUAGCAAAUUAAGGAUACAUUAUCAUAACGAGGACGAGAUAUUUAUUAUACAAGACAAUAUAAUAAUAAUAGAAAAAAUAGAAUUGACUGUGUCUUUCGGAAAUUGAAUUCUGUUAUGAGAAAUAUAAUAAUGGUCCCUAUAUAUUUGAAAAGGUUGCACUGAUUAUGAAAAUAAAUGUUGAAUAGUACUGAUGA
This is a messenger RNA of Folsomia candida, 2227 nucleotides long. RefSeq names its product WD repeat domain phosphoinositide-interacting protein 3. NCBI's taxonomy places the organism in Eukaryota, Metazoa, Arthropoda, Collembola, Entomobryomorpha, Isotomidae. Bases 795 to 1823 code for a protein of 342 amino acids. Gene Ontology annotation, cellular component: phagophore assembly site membrane; cytosol; extrinsic component of membrane. The transcript has 10 exons. Gene Ontology annotation, molecular function: phosphatidylinositol-3,5-bisphosphate binding; protein binding; phosphatidylinositol-3-phosphate binding. The record is from RefSeq and is a predicted model, not a curated record. Gene Ontology annotation, biological process: autophagy of mitochondrion; protein lipidation; protein localization to phagophore assembly site.